GUUUAUCUUCUCCAUUAUCCCUGAAAAUUGGUACCAUGUAUAUGUACAUUUACAGGUGUCAGCACCUAUAAUUUUGACACCCUGUAGCGUCAUCGAACGAUGUUUCGGGACACAAGUUCCUGUCCACAUUUUAUCCCUCGUGAACAGCUGUGCCUGGUAGUGAAUUUCUAACUUAAAUUUUCAAUUUCUCACAUGAAAUACCUUUGUCUAGAAUUGACAUUAUGAUACGAAGUUUGUUUGAUCAUACAUAGGAGUGGAAAGAGUUAAACUGGUGCAAACUUGCAGAAUUUAUGCACAUUUAAUGAGCCUAUUGUUCAUCAUCUGAGGUGAGGAGUGUGCCAUGGUAAUACAGUUGGUAUGUUCUGCUAGAAAUCCUAGGUAAUUGGAUUUGAUACCCGAUCGUUUUCUGCCGAUUUUGACAAGAGAGAUUUGUUAUUGUGAAAAACACCAAGUUAUACUGUGGUCCAAGGUCCACGUAAAAGAUAGCUAUCCUGUAACUGGCUUGGUAGGUCAGUUCAAAAAUCAUAGGAAGGCACGGUUACACCAUCUCAGACAGGAUUACUCCUAUUAAAGCACUUUGGCAUUCAAACCAACAAUCGAUGAGGACAGCUUUCCUGUUUGGUGAACAAAAACGCAGUUCUUGAAUUUCAGUGUUUCUCUCUUUCUGAUUCUGUUUGCAGUUGCAGCUUAUGGGUUGAGGCGAUACAGAACACUCUUCAAAUUAUGCAUGGUACGAAGUACUUUCCAAACCCUCCGUGCAGGCACACUGAUAGAGGGGUCGUCCUGGGUACGACGUUAAACUGCCCCCCAACCCAAGGUGUGGUGCGACCCGUGCCGAGGGGUGCGUGGCACAGGGGAGCUGUGCCUCGAACGGGGCCUCUGGGAUACCGGGCGCCCUCCCAGAGUAUCCAGCCUAGCCCGGGCAAGCGGGGCUCUGUCCGGGUGGUCCACACUUUCCUCAGCUUCUCGUGGGAUCAUAGAGAAAAAAACUGAAAUUAGCUCCGAGCGAGCAGAUGCCGAAGAUUCCAGGGGACCUCUCUGUGAGGCGACCCGGGAUUCAGAACAGACUGAAUGCGAACUAGGCACCAGGGGACCUCGAGGUGAGGUGACCCCGGGCCUCGUAGGUGAUAAAGGUGCAGUUGCAGAGGGAGAUUCUUCUAAACUCGCAACAGGAGGGACCUCGGCUGCCGUACCUGGUGCUGGGGAAACCGACAAAUCCGAAAACAGCUCUGAAAGAGCAGUCCGGAGAAGGGACAACAGUGCUGCAGAGGGGGGGAGCUCGAACCUCGCAGAAAAAUCGGUGCCAGGUGUGUCUGCCAUAGAGACUGUAAAUAUGCCUUCGACAGAGAAGUCUGCGAAUGUUUCUGGGGAACGACACAUUACUGAGGUUGCGAAGAUGGAGAAAAUGGAAGUAUUGGGAGAUGAGAAUUCUGAGGGAAUGAAAGAACUGGAAGAGGAACAAGAGUGUGAGGCAACAUGGGAGAGAGUAGUACCCAAAACUGUACCAAAGGAAUGGAAACCAGAGGAAGACAUCCAAAGUCCUGAAAUAAGUUAUGGCAAUAUUAAAAAAUUAAAAACUAAUGCUGACAAUGGGGAAGCACCUGUUCAGCAAAAACACAACUUGAAAGAAGUGGAGUCAGGUUAUAUUAUUAAUGCUGACAACUCUAUAACUGAAGAGGUCAACAAAAAUGGAACUGGAGAUUCGGAGGAAAGAGACACGUCUGAACUUUUUGUAGAAGAGGCAAUGGAUACAUCAGGACAAGCUGAGAAUUCUGGAGGGAUGGGAGAAGAACAGAAAGAGGAACAAAAUGGUGAGGUUCCUGAAGAGGAAGAUCAAUCUGACGCAUCUAUGAGGAUGGAAACUGAAGUAGCGGAAACAGAUGUCAGCCAAAAGCAACUCAAAAAGAAGCGUAUGUCAGGUGCACAGAAGCGAAAAAUGAGAAUAAUGGAAGCCUUGUUGGUAGGGGGGAGAGUGCUAUCUAAAGCUGAACGAAAGAAAUGGAAACUGGUAGAAGAAACCCAAAAGUCUGAAACAAGUAAUAAAGUUGCCAAAAACAAGAAAACUGUCACUGAUAGUAAGGGAGUAGAUAAAAAAUUGGAAAGGAACACCGAUGAAGUUAGGCAAAAACGCAAAUUGAAAGAAGCGAAUUUGGAUGAUACCACAACUACCAGUGAAUCUGACACGAUGAGUCUGGCUGUCGUGCCCAAGGGCUUUCCAGACAUCAAGAUGACAGAGGAACAGGCAGAGAUGCUGGGAACUGCACUUGUGGAGAGGAUUAAUCCGUCAGACAAGGGAGAACCAAUCCAGUUUUCUGCCAUGCAGUACGAGAAUGGGGGCUUAGCAUUCACUUGCGCCAACAGGACGACUAAAGCGUGGCUAUGCAGUACUGUACCAAAGAUCGACCCGUGGCCGGGUGCCAAGUUGGAAGUCGCACAGGCGGAGACCACAUUGAAGGGUACCAAGUUUGUACUGUGGGUGAUAAAGGGGAUGAAUAAGAGAAGUAACCAGCAGAUUCUGGACUUUGUUCAGAAGCAAAAUGUAGACAUCUCCACUACCGAGUGGAAAAUCAUCAAGAGAGUAACAGAGACAGACAAAAGGAUACGGCUGACUCUUUGGGUUGAUGACAAAUCUUCUGAGGACUUGAAGGCACGCAAUUUCAAAGUAUUCCUCGGUAUAACUCGAGCUAGAUUCAUGCGGAUGUCAGAAUGGAAGAAGCUGAUGGAAAACGUCAGUUCAAAGAAGCAGGGUAAGAUGCAGCCUGCAGACCAGAAUCAGUCGCGACUGCCUGCGAAUUACGAACCACACCGACCUGUCGUGAAGAAGUCCUCAAUUAAAAAUUCUUCACAUACUCGGGUACCCAUUUCGGGUCCUAAUACUCUGCAUCAGUCUUGGGAACCUGAGCACACAGACCUAAAUCGAGUCUCAGAACAGACCCACGAUCGUGGUUUUGAAAGAUCAGAAAGAUUACGAUCACGAGGAGGAGAUAGAACACAACACAAGGAGCCCAGAUACACCACGGAACAAACUGAGGAAGAAAGGUUCACAACUUCAGACCGUCGAGAGCCUCGUGCUUCAAGCAACAGAGACCUUCCUGCUUCGGGGGGUCGGGAGCGUCGUGCUUCGGGGGGUCGGGAGCGUCGUGCUUCGGGGAGUCGGGAGCGUAGUGCUUCGAGCAGUCAGGAGCGUAGUGUUUCGAGCAGUCGGGAGCGUAGUGUUUCGAGCAGUCGGGAGCGUAGUGCUUCGAGCAGUCGGGAGCGUCGUUCUUUGAGCAGUCGGGAGCGUCGUUCUUUGAGCAGUCGGGAGCGUCGUUCUUUGAGCAGUCGGGAGCGUCUUUCUUUGAGCAGUCGGGAGCGUCGUUCUUUGAGCAGUCGGGAGCGUCGUUCUUUGAGCAGUCGGGAGCGUCGUUCUUUGAGCAGUCGGGAGCGUCGUUCUUUGAGCAGUCGGGAGCGUCGUUCUUUGAGCAGUCGGGAGCGUCGUUCUUUGAGCAGUCGGGAGCAUCAUGGUUCUCGCUGUCGGAAACAUCGUGGUUCUCGCUGCCGGAAGCGUCGUGCUUCAGACCUCCGGGAUCGUCGUGCUUCGGACCUCCGGGAGCUUCUGGCCUCGCUGCGCCGCAAGCGCGAGUAUCGGGCCUCGCUGCAUCCUGAGCGUGGAUAUCGGGCUUCAACACACCGGGAGCCUAGUGCUUCACCCCUUCGAGAGUUGAUAGAGACAGAUUACGGAAUCCCAGAUCCUCCGCAGCUAAGUGAGAUUAGGUAUACUGUUUCAGAUCUGGCAUCAUCUCACAGUUCAAGAUACUUCUCGUCGCACCAGGAUCAAUGUGAGAACCAAAGGUUCAUAGGCUCAGUUCUGUCACCAUCCUGUGUCUCUAGAAUCAGUGACCUGGAAAAGUCUCUGUUAUUGUCUGAUCUCGAAUCUACAGUCCUGACUUCACAACGGCCGCGUAAACGUGGGGUUAGCACUUCAGAACUGUCACAGUCACGAGAAGCUAGUUACAUUGUAUCAGACCGUGCACAGCGUAGGGAGCCUAUAUACACCUCAGAUGAAGCCGAAGAAGACGAGUACUUUACUGCAGAUCGCAGGCAGUCAUUUAAGACAUGUUACGAAGCCCCAGAUCCUCCUCUGAUUAGUGAGACGAGUUACACGGGUUCAGAUCGGACACAGUCUCGCGAUUCCAGGCACUUGUCUCCCAACCAGAAGAUGCCUAAGGACCGAAGGUCCAGAGGCUCAGGUAAAUCGUCACCCUGUCUCUCUAGAUUCGGCAAAUUGGAUGAGCCUGCUGCAGAAACUGUCUUACUACGGAGUGUCAUAUCUAGAUAUCUGGAUUCAGAGCAGCCCCACGAGCACGGGUCUGUCACAACAGAACUAUCACAUUUGCAAGAUGUCAGGUCUGCCAUAUCGGACCGAGCGCAGGAAAACAGGUACCUCACUUCGGACCUUCGACAGCGUCUCGAGACAGGUCCUAGGGCUCCAGAUCCCCCUCAGAUCCGUGGGUUGAGGUAUAAGGCUUCAGAUCUGGCACCAUCUCUUAAUUCCAAAUAUGUGACUCCAAACCGGGAUAAACCUGAGAGCCCAGCAUUCAGAGGUUCGGGUCGACCACUGUCCCGUGUCUUCAGAUUCAGUGACCUAGACGAAUCUCUUACAGAAUCUGCAAUAGAUGUCGAAUCUGAAUUCCUGCCUUCACAGCAGCUACCUGAGCGUGUGUUCAGCACACCGGGAAGGUCACAGUCGCGAAAAGCUAGUUACGUCAUAUCGGAUCUCGCACAGCGUAGGUAGCCUGUACGCACCUUGGAUCGAACACAGGAAAACGAGUACUUUACUUCAGGUCACAAACUGUCUUUUGAGACAGGUUACAGAUCCCCAGAUCCUCCUCAGCUUAGUGAGAUGAUGUAUACCGCUUCAGAUCGUGUGCUGUCUCUCGAUUCCAAAUCGUCAACUCCGAACCGAGAUGGGUCUCGUGGCUCCAGGUACGUGGCUCCAAAGCAGAAUCAGUCCGAUAACCCGAGGUUGAGAAGCACAAAUAAACUGUCGUCUCGUGUCUCUAGAUUCAGCAAAGUGUAGGAGCCUCCUACAGAAAUUUCCAUAGUACAGAAUGUCACGUCUACGUUCUCGGCUUCAGAACAGCCUCGUGAGCGUAGGUUCGUCACGUCGGAACAGUCACAGUUGCUUGACACUGGUUCCAUCGUAUCAGACCGAGCACAGAGAGGUUCGGAUCGACCUACACCGCGUGACUCCAGAUUCAGAAACUUCGACAAGCUGGCUUUCCAGGAACUGAAGUUAAGAGGUUCAGAUCACAUUCAGGCCAGAAAAGGUAGAUUUAUGGAAUGAGGUGUUCUGUACUCUCUCGAAUCUGGAUCCAAAUUGUCAGAUCCCCAGAAGUUCAGAGAACUUGAUAAAACAGUUUUUGGCGUGCCACGUUACAGAAAAACCAGAUUUUCAGGUCCAGAUUUUUCAUCCGAGCAGUAGAGGUUAUCUUACACAUGCAGAUAGUGGCUUUAGUUUGCAGUAUCUAACAUUCCAAAUUGUGGGGGCCGUUUGUUGAAUAAUAUUAAAAUCAUUUUAGUGUUAAGUUAUAUGCACUGUCUAGCACUGGGCUUACACAUAAAUUUUCAUGAGCAUCAAAUUUACCUAUGCUGUAAAAUUGUUAGAAAUGAACUUUGAAUUCAAUUUGGAAUUGUUUUGUUUCACAUGAGUUCCUGUUGGUGAGUUACUUAUGCACAGGCCUGUCCAUUUGUUUGCUGUUAAUUGCAAAUGCCUUUAAACAGGUUAAUGACAUGUUUUAUGCUAUAUUCAUCAGAAACAUUUGUAUGUGUAACUCAUUUUGUUGCCGGUUUGUGUAGUUUAAAGAAAGGAGUAAAUUUAAGGAAGUAUGUUACAUUUUGUACACACUGAGUGAGAAGAGUGACAUAUGGUCACCACCACCGUCGUCGUCAUUGUCAACCUUUAAUAUUGAGUUCGAUGUUAAGAUCUUUUUUUUUUUUUUAAAGAAAAUAGCUUAGACUGACUGUGGUUACAAGACGUUUGUGUAUGUAUUUUCUUCGUGUGAACAUUUUUGUCGUUCAAAAAUAUGUACUUUGCAAUUUUUUAUGUCACAUUAAAUUACGAAAGAAGUGUUUAUGAAUAAAUAACAAAUGUCAAAUAAAAAAUUUAUCACUGUGUUCUUUCUUAAA
Molecule: messenger RNA, 6168 nt
Organism: Schistocerca americana (American grasshopper)
Lineage: Eukaryota; Metazoa; Arthropoda; Insecta; Orthoptera; Acrididae
Exons: 1
Coding region: 1334-4774 (1146 amino acids)
Source: RefSeq, a predicted model, not a curated record